AAUAUUAUACUUCAUAGCUUGGACUUGAUAAUAGUGAACCCUCUGCUAGGUCAGCGACGACAGACGUACACUUGCAGCCUUCGGAAGCUUGGUAAGCAGAGAGAGAGGAGUGAAGCCAGAGCAAAGCGCCGGGGUUGUCGGAAAAGCUGGAAAGCACCCUCACGAGCUCGAUAUGAAUUACAACUGAGCCCACUAUAAAAUUUACUAUCUCCAGACCAGUGCUCACCACAUUCUCUAGCAGCAUUUCAGGAGCGCGACUAUCCUUCCCCGCGAUCAAGCGCUCACUUCAUCACUGGCAGGUUUCGAUUGCAAUCCUUUUUGUGCAGGAGAAGGGAGAACACCUGGAACGGAGGAUCACACACGAAAGAGAACUGCCUGGCAUGCGAGUUUGAUGCUGUAGAGUUGGAACUUGCGAUAGCUAGAUUUCUAUAACCAUGACAAAGCCAACUGUUAUUGCAUCGUACGAGGAGCGCUGCCUAGUGGCUCCUUCUCCGGAGGUGCGGCAGCAGCUUCUGGAGCGGUACGAGCAGAUCAAGAACAGUCUUGCACCGGAGGCUUCCAUCCUGCGCCAGGUUCUGCGCCCCGUCGAGAGGCGCCCCGCGGGAUUCAACGAUGGCGUGGUGCGACCCCCGAGCACCUUCAGUCCCGGCACCCCCCUACGAGCUCAGCUCGCGGAACGAGCACCCCUGCGGGGCGCUGUGAACGUUGCGGUGAUCAUGGUAGACUUUUCGGACAAAAAGUUCUCUUCAAGUCAGACGAAGGAUCACUUCGAGAAGCUGUGGUUCGAGGAAAACACCAACAGUGUGAAAGAUUACUACCGCGACGUUUCCAACGGCGCUGUGAGCAUCCAGGGUGAGGUUGUGGGGCCACUGCGCAUGCCCCGGCCCAUUUCCUACUAUGCCAACGGGCAGAAUGGGCUGAGCGAUCGAACUCCAAAUGCGCAGGUCAUGGCACGAGAUGCUGCAGUCCUCGCAAAUAAAAAUAUAGACUUCUCGAAAUACGACAACGACAAAGAUGGCUACGUCGAUGCAUUCGUGAUCAUUCACGCGGGAAGCGGCGCGGAGAGGACGAGCCAGCCGAACGACAUCUGGUCUCACAAGUGGGUAAUCAACCAAGGGGCUUACCAAGCCGACGGCACGCAGAUCUACUCCUAUCUUACCGUCCCAGGGGAUUGCAAGCUCGGAGUGUGUGCACACGAGCUGGGCCACCUCGCAUUCGGGUGGCCAGAUCUGUAUGACGCUGAUUAUACCUCGUCGGGAAUCGGCGACUGGUGCCUCAUGGCCGCCGGGAGCUACAACGGCAACGAGAACAAUCCUUCGGUGCCGUGCGCGUGGUGCAAAGUGGACCAAGGGUGGGUGGAGGUUAUCACGCCCACAGAAACGCAGAAAAUAUCUCUCCCCGAUGUGAAGGACGAGCACAAGGUGCUGAAGUUAUGGAAAAACGGCGCCCCGCAGAGCGAGUACUUCCUAGUGGAGAACCGCCAGUUGAAAGGGCGCGACAAGGAUCUGCCCGCGGGAGGCUUACUGGUGUGGCACAUCGACGAUUCGGUAGAGGACAACACGAACGAAGCGAGAGGCUACAAGGUGGCGCUGCUUCAGAGCGACGGCGAGAGGGAUCUGGAGCGGAACGAGAACCGUGGCGACAGCGGGGACCCAUUCCCGGGGCAGAAGAACAACAGGCGCAUCACCCCCACUAGCAAUCCGUCCACCAAGGCCAACAACGGCGCCGCGACCGACGUGUCCAUCACCGACAUCAGCACCCCUGCCGAUGUCAUGACGUUCACGGUUAGUGUCAGCGAGCAGAGCGCGAGCGCUCAGCUCGCAGGCAAAAUCCAUCUGAGUACCCACUAGAACCAGCGCUACUCGAUCAGUCCACGUUUCCCCCAACGCGAGAUCUGUUUGCAGAGUGAUAAGGAUCACACGCAACCACUGAAUGCAUCAAUAACAUGGAGAAUCGAAAGGGGGCGCCGAAUCGCGAGGAUUGCCUCACCAUCCCCUCUUUCUUUUCAAUAAUAUGUGACUUACCCUUCGAAACGAUGAUCAAUGCAGUAGUACUGCUGGAAAAUUUUACUCGGGAAAUAAAAAGUCUGAUUUCUGUGA
Molecule: messenger RNA, 2099 nt
Organism: Physcomitrium patens
Lineage: Eukaryota; Viridiplantae; Streptophyta; Bryopsida; Funariales; Funariaceae
Biological process (GO): proteolysis
Molecular function (GO): peptidase activity
Source: RefSeq, a predicted model, not a curated record